This is a messenger RNA of Racocetra persica, 312 nucleotides long. NCBI's taxonomy places the organism in Eukaryota, Fungi, Glomeromycota, Glomeromycetes, Diversisporales, Gigasporaceae. The record is from the annotation of a GenBank genome assembly.
AUGGCCCAACGAAAUCAAGUUCCUAGUCUCAAAGAGUUGUGUUAUACAACUCUUUUGGAAUUAGAUAUUAAACAAUCUAAUUCUAAUGAUUUCGGCUUGCUUCAAGCAACAGAAGAUCCAUUAUUUAUGGAAGAGCUACUUAACUUUGCUAGUGUUAAGCAAGUUUCUUUCUCUAAUGAAGAAUUGGCGUUACAAAGAAAAAAUAAAAGAAACUUAAAUGAGCGAGAUAAUGAAAAACAAGGUAACGAAAAACAAGCAACGUUUGGAGAAAUAGAAGCUAAUAUGCUGUUUAAGGACUUGUUCAAUAAAUAA